AUGCCAAUCACGCGGGUAUGCUGCCUCGUCUGUGGCUCGAAGAUUGAGGACCAGUCUAUUGAUCCCCCUUGGCUGGGCCGAUUCCGUGUCCUGUACGCGACCGAGGAAGAACCGAACUUUGCGCGACUUUCUGGCCUCGGAAGUCGCCAACAGUUCUCCGACGUCGUGCGUCUCGACGCUGCCGACACCGAUGCCGACGCAGAACUGGUUGACAUUUGGUUGAUGAGAACGAACUUCGGCGACCAGCCCCUGGCAGUUCCUGAGGCUGUAGAUCCACCAGUAUGGGGUUUUCCGCUUCAUGCAGCCUGCUGGAGCAUUAUGGCAGAGGUCUGCUCUCCCCACAAGCCCGACAUCCAAUUGUUUUUUGACCUUUGCCGCUCCUUCCCAGUCGACCUGGGAAUCCUGAACUGGGGACAUGACUACGCCGGGUCGGUUUGCUAUCUUGUACAUCAAUCAGAGCUCGCUGCCGGUGAGGAAUCCCAGCUCUGGAAUACAAUCCGCGCGGGGACCCACCGCUAUGAUCCUCUCAAUAUCCCGGAGAUAAGUCGUGUCUUCGAGCACUCAAACCCAGAUAUCGUCGAUUUUGGCCCCGUCGCUCUACCGCGGGUGGACACGAAAAGCGGCUACAGGGACGACUUCGCUCGGCUUCCUAUCGAGCUGCUACAAGUGAUCCUCACAUACCUUCCGACGGCCGACGCUGGCUCUCUGCGGCGAGCCUCCCGUAUUUUCGGAGCGAUUCCUCUGCAUGACGAGUUCUGGAGGUCUCGCUUCUGGCCUGGACGGGAGUUUGACUUCAUCUUCGAGUCCAAGCAGUAUUUUCCGCUCGUGAAGGGCCGAUGGCGAUCUAUUUACUUCUCCAUCAAGGCGUUGAGCGCCUGCCCACCUGUGGCUAAUAGACAGCGGAUCUGGAAACUGGGGUCGUGUCUCUGGAAUCUGCUGUCCGAGGCGCAAACAAAGCUCAACGGCAAACUUCUGGGUGAUCCUUCAGGGUCCGACGCUGGCCCAUCGGAGCCCGAUGUACAUUGGUCCACGGCCAGCAGGGCGAUCAUUCCUCUGAACGAAUCUUUCACAUUCGGAGCAAGGGUGCUCUACGAUCGUAUGAUUCCCGUUCCCGACCAGCUAGCAGCACUCUUUGUGUCGACAGUCGAAAUCUACGGCAGGCACUAUGUUUCCGGGAUCCGCUUCCAACAGAGAAGCGGCAAUUCUUUCAGCCUGGGAUACAUACGACAGCUUCAGGAAACCCGACUAGUGGACUAUCAGCGCGGUAUCCGCGGCCUCUCCGUCAUCAACGCAAACACCAAACGCCGUUCACAGUGGGUCGGAGACAGUGAAAGCAUUCCCAGGAGGAGGCUUGUUCCAGGCUCGGACCUUCGCAGCACCGUCAAGUUUCUGAAGGGCGGGUUUGACGCUCGCGACGACGUCUUGAGCUUGCGAGACUCGGUGCUCUGGUUUCCGGAUGUACCUUUGCCGCACCUCAAGUUUUCGGGCGCGCAGCACAUGAAAACUCGGAAGGAAGACUUGCCUGUUUCAACGUUCGUCUUUGGCGGCUACCAAGGCCAAGACUUGGGAAAGCUUCUCCGUCUAACCGUCGAUGUUAAGAUGGAUGACACUAUAUUAGCCCUCGAGGCUGCUCUCUCUGACGGUCUACCCCCCAUCCGCGCCGGCAUCUCCAAAACUGGCAAGUCUGUUGAGAGGUUGGAGUUCGAGAUAGACGGUCCUGCGGGGGAACGAAUCAUUUCCGUCGAGUCGUUCUGGAUAAGAGCGAACACGUUCUUAGGGUUCAAGGUAAGCUAUCCACAACUCGGCUACAUCCUCUCUGAUCACCACUAA
Messenger RNA from Thermothielavioides terrestris NRRL 8126, 1830 nucleotides. RefSeq lists its product as uncharacterized. NCBI's taxonomy places the organism in Eukaryota, Fungi, Ascomycota, Sordariomycetes, Sordariales, Chaetomiaceae. The transcript has 5 exons. Gene Ontology annotation, molecular function: protein binding. Bases 1 to 1830 code for a protein of 609 amino acids. The record is from RefSeq and is a predicted model, not a curated record.